AUGAGUUCAGUUUCAGUAGUUAAUAAGCCUCAUGUCGUAUGUACUCCGAUUCCAUUUCAAAGCCAUAUAAAGGCAAUGCUUAAAUUUGCAAAGCUCCUCCACCACAAAGGUUUCCAUAUAACCUUUGUCAACACAGAGUUCAACCACAAGCGGUUUCUUCAAUCUCUUGGACCCAACUCCCUCGAUGGCUUGCCUGAUUUUCGAUAUGAAUCGAUCCCAGAUGGCCUUCCAAUAAGUUCAGAUACCGAUGAUGAUGGAAAUACUGUCCAAGACAUCCCUUUGCUUCUUGAUUCCAUCAGAAAAAAUUUAUUGGCUCCGUUUCGAAACCUCCUCAGAAAACUCAAUGACACUGCAUCUUCCAGUGCCAACAAUAUUAUUAUUAAUAAUCCUCCAGUGACAUGUAUGGUGUCAGAUGGUUUUAUGACAUCCACCAUCACAGCAGCCGGAGAGCUUGGAAUCCCUGUCGUACUCUUCUUUACCAUUGCUGCAGCCGGCUUCAUGGCCUCUAAACAAUGUUCUGUUUUGAUGGAGAAAGGACUUGCGCCACUCAAAGAUGAGAGCUGUUUGACAAACGGCUUUUUGGACAAGGUAAUAGAAUGGGUUCCAGGAAUGCAGGGUAUCCGUUUAAGGGAUCUCCCAAGCUGCUUUCGAACGACAGAUCCGGAUGACAUUGUGUUUAACUUUGCCAGGGAAGCAAUGGAUAGUGUUGAUAAGGCUUCAGCAGUUGUUGUUCACACUUUUGAUGCGUUGGAGCCACAUGUUUUGGAUGCUCUUUCAUCUAUGCCUCCACCUGUUUAUGCAAUAGGCCCUCUACAAUUACUUCUCAAUCAUUUACCAAAAGACCCUUUGAAACCUAUGGGAUACAGUCUACGGAAAGAAGAAACUGAGUGCCUCCAAUGGCUAAACUCCAAGGCACCAAACUCAGUUGUUUAUGUCAAUUUUGGGAGUUUAGUGGUCAUGGCACCACAACAACUUGUUGAGUUUGGAUGGGGACUUGCAAAUAGCAAGCUUCCCUUCUUAUGGGUAAUUAGGCCGGAUUUGAUUGUUGGUGAAUCAGCAAUUCUGCCACCUGAGUUUGAGUUUGAAACUAAAGAAAGAGGUCUAAUAGCAAGUUGGUGCCCACAAGAGCAAGUCCUGAACCACCCAUCCGUCGGAGGGUUUUUGACACACAGCGGUUGGAAUUCAACCAUUGAGAGUCUAACUGCGGGUGUGCCUAUGCUCUGUUGGCCAGUCAUUGCUGAGCAGCACACCAAUUGUUACUUUGCAAUGAAUGGGGCAGUGGCAUGGAGAUUGAUAACAAUGUGA
This is a messenger RNA of Prunus armeniaca (apricot), 1305 nucleotides long. NCBI's taxonomy places the organism in Eukaryota, Viridiplantae, Streptophyta, Magnoliopsida, Rosales, Rosaceae. The record is from the annotation of a GenBank genome assembly.